CCCUGUAAUUGAAAAUAUGAAUUGGUGGGAAGAUGCAUGAAUGAUGAUGUCUAUAAUCGGUUAUUCAGCUCCCCAUACAACCAUUUUGUCACUCGUUAUCAAUGAUUGUUUUUUUAAAUUUUAAUUCCAGUCUAAAUUUAAUGCAAUGAAAAAUUAGUGUUGUUGUAGCUGAACGGAGUACAGGAAAUUAGGCUUGUAGGCAGUACAAGUUUCAGUAGUUUAUACGAGAUUUACGUCCAUAUGAAGCACCACGUUUCAUUGUUGACGUGCAAAUUUAUAACAACGUUCAAGUUUAUUUGAGCGUCUUCGCCUCUCACCUGGUUUAGGAUUAUGAAAGGCCACAAUAGACUUUAUUUGCGCAGUAGCAUCAUAACUCUAGGUUAAUUCGAGUGAAACGAGUUGCCUUGUCUUGGAGGAAAGAAGUGAUGUCGACCAAUCAAGCGUAUUAGACCAACAUAUGCUGGAUCACUAACUAUCUCUCUGAAGGUUUGUGUGAAGUUUACCUAUAAUUUUAACGGACAUCGCUCAAUGAUAGUUACUUGAAGACUUUAAACCUUUCACGCGAUGGCAAGUGCAACGAUAGAGUGCGACGUUUGCAACGAGAAAUUCGAUUCGGGCAACAACAAGCCGCUUUGUCUGACCUGCGGCCACACUUUUUGCUUCUCUUGCAUCACAAAUCUACAAAGACUCUCUGGAACCCAAAAUUGCCCAAAAUGUAGGAAACCAUUUUCCCAACGAAUUGAUCAAAUGUUGGUCAACUACGCACUGAUUCCUUCAGAAAACAAGGCUCGCCCACAUCCCCCGAGCUCGCUGUCAGAGGCACCGUGCCUCCAUCAAGGGAAGGCGCUGGAUUUCCUGUGUAUGGACUGCAUGGAACUCGUGUGCUUUACGUGCAUCAGGGGCACGCAUAAAAAUCACGAAAUUGAGCUACUAGACGACCUACUUCAAGAGGAUGAAUCUGUUUUGAACUCGUGGACGAAAAUACGGUCCACAAUACACGGUAAACUCGGGCGUGUGAAUAAUUUAGUCUCCGUAUCAGACGACAUAUUGAGUUUGAUUGAUGAAAUCAUCAGCCUGAAGACUGAAUUCCAUGGAUGGAAGGAUUCGCUGUUGGUCCAAAAAGUGUCAACAGAGCAAGACCUCCAGGUUUGGGAUGCCCCGGCCACCGGUGUGAUAGAGAACAAGCGACAUGAAUGCAAAGAAAUGCUAUGUCGUCUAAAAUUGAAACCUUUAGAAAAUAUGGAGUUACCAGAAAUCAGAGCGAGGUUGUCUGCAGCUCUGAAGAAAUGCGAUUCUUUACAGACAUAUGAGCUUCCAACAUUUGAGGACGGCGUGCCUUGGACAGUCACCAGCCUUGCUGAAGGAGAGCGAGCUGUCGCCAGCCUGGCCAACAACAUCAAGCCCAGUCGCCUCGUGGUGCUGUCCACCCACACCCACCCCAUCCCGGGGCUGGAGGAGCUGUUGUACCGCCUCUGCUUCCACCACACCGGAGACAUCAGCCUGCUGUCCCUGGACUGCUUCUGGAGGCCGGCAGGACAGUCGGAUGGAGGCUUGGAAGCCAUCAUCGACAAAUUUAGUGACCGCCUAGAUACCAUGUACGGCUCUCCUGAUCAAGGCUUGACCUACUCACACAAGCGACUUUCCACUGGGGCAACUAGAGCGGAGCCUUGCAAGGUCGGUAUACGUUUUGGCAGCUACUUCCACGUGCCUGUAUAUUUACCUGGGCAAAUUGACGAUGCUUGCUGUGCACGAGGAACGUCUUUCCACAUCCGCUCAUAUAUGAGACAGUAUAACGGUUAUAGCGUCACCCGCUGGCACUUCCCAGACCUCUGCGACGAGGACUUGGACUGGAUGAUCGGCAUCCUGCGCCGAUUCAACGACUCUCGCCUGCGUGUGGUCUUACCGAGAAAUGGCCUCACCGCUACGGGCGCUCGUCGGCUGUUCGAGGAGCUCCCCCAAAUCCGGGAGGUAUACCACGACCCUGGCGCGGCGCACCUGACGUCAGCUGGCAGCGGUGCACCUCAUCUCACCUUCAUCAAGUUGUCAACGAACAACAUCAUUCAAUGGCUGUAAAAUGCUGCGGCGUGGUAGUAGGUAUGUCACGGCAGGAAUCUAACACAGUAUAUAUGAUGUAUUUGUUCAAUAUUCACCUUGAGUAUUGAAGGCUUGAAGGGAGGAAUGUUGAAGCAAGAAUUGCGGGGUUUGUCCAAACAGGAGGGACCGGGCAGAAGUGUGGUGAAUCGGCAUUAGUUAGAGCAGUUUUUUACUAAUGAUUUCAAGUGUUAAUUCAGUUUUAUACGUCUUUUUAUAUUUCAUGUUAAAAAAGCGUAGGUAAUCCGUCUACUGUUUUAUAAAAUUUUGAGAUUAUUUAAGGCAAUGGUAGAAAAUUAAGGAAAGAAACAAACAUGAAAAAGUGAGAAAUUUAAUUUUCAAUAAUUACACCAAGGGUUACUUAAGUACUAAUGAGUCCCAUAUAAUACGCGUCAUAUUUCGAAGUACCAAUAAUAUUUACGCAAUAAAAUCGGCAAUUUUUGUGGUGAUUGAUAAUAAUUGUGUAUUUUUUAACCACAAGUGAAAAUAACCCAAAACAUUGGAAAAAAACAUCGAAGGAGGAUAAUCAGUAGGGCAGUUGAACUAUUUGUAUUUCUCAUGAUACGGUAUCAAUGUCUAUUUUCUUUUUAUUUAAAAUAAUCUCA
Messenger RNA from Hyalella azteca, 2696 nucleotides. RefSeq names its product E3 ubiquitin-protein ligase TRIM38-like. The record is from RefSeq and is a predicted model, not a curated record. Bases 565 to 2073 code for a protein of 502 amino acids. NCBI's taxonomy places the organism in Eukaryota, Metazoa, Arthropoda, Malacostraca, Amphipoda, Hyalellidae. Gene Ontology annotation, molecular function: zinc ion binding. The transcript is spliced from 6 exons.